CAUUUAUGUUGAAGCGCUGAUCCAUCACUUUUACCCCAGUCAGGUACAGUCGAGUGCUUUCUUCGAGGAGGCCCCUCUGCCGCGAAUUUGGUUUCCGUAGUUUAGUGCUAAAUUUUACGUUGCUGGUAACAGUUUUGGUUGAUAAUUAACAAGUUAAAGUUUUGUUGGCGUCGUUCCGCCUGAAAUGUGCUAGUGUUCGGUGAUCUAAACGCUUAUUCGUAAGUGAAAUCAGCCAGUGAAAAUUUUGGGGUUUGGAAGAAGCACGCGACGCAUGGUUGCGGCAUUUAUUUUGAUAAACGAAAACCAUCCCACCAGAAACUUAUGACGAGAUGCUGAAUAAAGUGUUGCUAUUCUUCGUCGCCCUGCGAUUGGCGUCCGUUUUUAUCGUGCGAACCUGGUAUGUCCCGGACGAGUAUUGGCAGAGUUUGGAAGUUGCUCAUCGGCUUGCAUUUGGCUACGGUCACCUAACAUGGGAAUGGACGUAUGGUAUCCGAAGUUACGUUUACCCAUCGAUCAUAGCCGGUCUGUACAAGCUGUUGGCAUUGGUGAAACUUGACUGCGUAGAACUGCUUGUUCUGCUGCCACGAGUUCUGCAGGCCUUACUUUCGGCUUACUCGGAUUAUCGGUUCUACUUGUGGUCGAACAAGAGCAAGUGGUCCGUCUUCAUGAUAGCCACUUCGUGGUUCUGGUUCUACACGGCGUCCCGUACGCUGUCGAAUACUUUGGAAGCAUCACUCACGGUCAUAGCUCUCAGCUAUUUCCCCUGGUCCGGAUCGGAAUGCACUGCCUUCUUGUGGCCAGUAGCGAUUUCAGUUUUCUUGAGACCUACUUCUGCUAUCCCAUGGAUUCCACUGUGCCUGUAUCAUAUGAAAAAGUCGUCCUAUCCAGUUUGGGAGCUGUUACUGAAACGUUAUCUAGUGAUCGGAUUCGUUGUGGGCACGUGUGCAGUUGCCAUUGAUACAUUCGUACAUGGGUCUCUGUUGUUAUCUCCGUACGAGUUUAUACGCUUCAACGUAUAUGAGGGAAUCGGAAGCUUCUACGGUGAACAUCCAUGGUACUGGUAUGUAAAUGUAGGUCUUCCAACUGUUCUGGGAGUUGCGACAUUGCCGUUCCUGUUUGCUGCAGUGGAAACCAUUCGCCAUCGUCAGGUCUACAAGGAAAGGGCUAUUUUGCUUCUUAGUGUACUUUUCACUGUCGUGGUCUAUUCUUUGUUACCACACAAGGAGUUCCGUUUCAUGCUGCAGAUUUUACCAAUUUGCCUCUACGUUUCAGCAGAUUUCAUGUCCCGUUGGAGCAGAAAAGCUUCUGGUAAACUGGUGUGGCUCGCUGCUUUGGUUCUACUAGUUUUGAACGCCAUUCCGGCAGGUUAUUUGAGUUUGGUUCAUCAGCGUGGCACAUUGGAUGUAAUGUCUUCGCUGCAGAAUAUCGCCAGAAAUUAUCAAAAUGAAAGUGGUCAAGGCGCUAAAUUUCUGUUUUUGAUGCCAUGUCAUUCCACACCUUAUCAUAGCCAUAUCCAUCACAAUACGACCAUGCGCUUUUUGCGCUGUGAACCCCACUUCUAUGAAAACCACGUUUUCAGAGACGAAGCCGAGACAUUCUACAAGGAUCCUAUCAGUUGGCUACGACGAAAUAUCCCCGUUCACCCACGCAGCGCCAUGCCAUCCCACGUGAUUGCAUUCGAUGUUCUGGAACCUGAGAUCAAAGAUUUUCUUACCAACUAUGAGAAACUAGAUUCAUUUUUCCAUUCCGAUUAUAAAACCGAAAGAAUUGGUGGAAAUGUGGUUAUCUACGAAAGAUACAAUCCGAGCAAACCUACACCAACACCGAUAGUGACAAAGGAGGAACCUGACAAUCAACCGACUGAGGGAGAAACAGAGGCCUAAGCAGCUCCAACCUCUUAAGCUUAAGAUUUCGUGUGCAUUUGACAUUUCUUUUAAUUUGUGUCUUUAAAAGUUAACAUAGAACCAAAUUAUCACUCUUUUGGUUGAAGUUUAUCAAUAUAUUUUUUUUUAAAUUAACUGUGCGGCAAUAAUAAUAGGUUUUGAACAUAAAGUUUGGCAAUUGAAUUCUACAUUCGAUACGACAACGUACUUUUCUUUGCUCUUCAUCUAGUAUAAGAAAUGAACAUACUUCCUCUGGGGAAGACGAUGCAGCAAUGUUUUUGACUGUAGAUUUUUUUAGAUAUGUAAACUGACAAACUCGAUUACCCGACAACAUUGUGUCAAACUGAGAUGUGUCUCACGGUGGAAGAUUUGACCCCACCGUUGUAGAACAACGUCCAUUAGAAAUAGUUUCCUAAUUAAACAAAACCUUGCUAAGUUUACCACGUUUUUCUUGAAAUAAAGUGUUCAUAUUUUAAUAAUAA
This is a messenger RNA of Aedes aegypti (yellow fever mosquito), 2365 nucleotides long. It is a transcript of the gene PIG-B, whose product is annotated as GPI mannosyltransferase 3. The record is from RefSeq and is a predicted model, not a curated record. Gene Ontology annotation, biological process: GPI anchor biosynthetic process. Gene Ontology annotation, molecular function: alpha-1,2-mannosyltransferase activity. Bases 330 to 1883 code for a protein of 517 amino acids. Gene Ontology annotation, cellular component: endoplasmic reticulum membrane. The transcript is spliced from 3 exons. NCBI's taxonomy places the organism in Eukaryota, Metazoa, Arthropoda, Insecta, Diptera, Culicidae.